CCUUACACACGAAACCGAACCCUCUUAUGAAUUCUGACGAGUCUGUCUUCAUUUUCAUUUUCCCAGAAGCUUGGCCUGGAUUUGCUCAUCAUUUCUUGCAUACUUUCCUCGUAGAUUUCGGUCUUUGAGGUAGAACUGGGUGCCAUUCCGCCAACGAUUGCGACUGGAGAUGCGCGACCGUGUACUAUCAUUCAGCUCUGUUAGAUAACAGGAAUGUAAUAUCUAGUUACCCGAACAAAAAACGAUUUGGUCUUCCGGUUUAUGAUUGCAUCGGGAUGGUUUUGUGGCUAGCUGGCUAUACUUUCACUCUUCUUUGGUUGAUAAGGCUCGCUUUCACCCUUCUUUUCGUUGUUCCCGCAUUCGCUUGUCUUUCAAAUGACACGAGUACAGAAGUAUGCGGUAACCGCGUCUUCACGCAGAGAAUUAAAGACGACAUCAACAUGGCAGGAACAUUCGUGGAAGCGGGAAACUCCAUUCUUAUCAUAUCCUUGAUAUUUUUGUGGGGAAAAUUCAACGUCAUGAACUUUUUCUUAGCCGUUCCUCGAUUGGCCGUAUUUUGGUAUUAUAUGGGUUUGUUCUGCGUUCAGAUUGUUUCGAUCAUCAAUAUUGAUAUCCUACCCGGUGAGAGGAGCUGGAUUGCAAUUGGAGUGAGUCUGUUGCUUGAAUUUGCAACUCUGUUCCUGCUGUGUCUUACGCUUAAAUUUGUCAAGAAAUCGGUUGUAAGUGCAUGGACUUACAGAAACACAAGUCAACGGUGGGCAAAAUUUUUGUAUUGUCUUUAUGUGUCAACUCUGUGGAUGUACUUACUGAGGAAUCUAGCGUUGGUGACCUAUGACAUGGCAUUGUUUGCCAUGAAUAUUAACAGUCACGCUAAAAGUAAACAGAUAGACCACAUCACACGAAUCGUUAACAUUGCAAUCAGGAGUAGCUUUGUGCAGUUUUUCUAUGCAGCUAUAUUUAGAAACGUAAAACUGUCAAAAGUGUGCGAGGAGGGUGAUAGUGUCCCACAAACUGGCCGAAGUUUCGAGAAUAGUCUGGACACAGUAUUGGAAUGGGAGCCAUCUAUAAAAUGAUUUGUAAUAAGAACAUAAAGAGUCUAUAAACUUAUAGACUGUGUUGAUGCACAGAUGAAACGUCAUAUGUAGCUUCGUAUCGGUCGAUAAUCGAUCAAUGCAUCAAACAUCGGUCGGCCAACCAAUCAAUCGACUCUUGCUACUUUUACUUUCAACAGAACAGACAUUGCCACUUUGAUGUUUAAAGUUAAGCACAGUCCCGUACCCGAGAAUAUUUCUGACUUAUUUGAUAU
Molecule: messenger RNA, 1306 nt
Organism: Stylophora pistillata
Lineage: Eukaryota; Metazoa; Cnidaria; Anthozoa; Scleractinia; Pocilloporidae
Source: RefSeq, a predicted model, not a curated record